GAAAGUUCGAAUCUUCGUGUAGCGUUCAAUGAAUUGCGCCAGUGACAAUAAAAAUCGUGAUAAAUAUCGAGUUCUUUUCGAAGUAUGCCGCGGAUGAUCUAAAGACUAGCAGUGAGUUGAGAUUAGGAUUUUGAUCAUUUUAAUCCUUCCCGUGGAUUUUUGAAAUCCGAUGGAUGAUCUCCCCCAGAAUGCCACUCAACAAUGACAGCAUCAUUGCUGUUCCAGAGAAAAAUGCUUCCGCGGUAGGGAACAUGGGCAAAGAUAUUCACGAGAAGAAGCCAGCGGACUUCGAGACGGCCAUUGCAGCCGCCGGAAGCGGAAAGUUUCAGUUCCUUCUUCUUCUGGCGGUCAUUCCAGCGGCAUGGGCAGGUGGAAUGGAUGCUACGUCCAUAUCGAUAAUUCUUCCGACCAUAGAGUGCGAUUUGAAGACCACACUGUUCCAAAAAGGAGUCCUGAAUGCCAUCUCUUUCGUUGGGAUGGUUUCAAGCGGGUUUCUAUGGGGCUACGUAGCCGACGUUCGAGGCAGAAGGUCUGUCGUCAUCUAUGGCUACAUGGCAGACGGAAUUUGCAAUAUUCUCACCGGUUUCUCGCAAAACUUUUGGACACUAGCGUCCUUUAAGUUUAUCAACGGGGUUAUACUAAGUGGCCCUCACGCAGCAAUGGUGACAUACUGUUCCGAAUUCUACGGAAUCAAAGGAAGAGGGCGAAUCCCCCUAUUCGUCGGAUUUUCUGUUAUAUUCGGGACCAUCGUGGCUGCAGCACUGGGAUGGUUGGUGGUCCCUCAACCGUGGUCCAUCGUCAUCUGGAACGGUGCUUUCGUUUUCAACUCCUGGAGAAUUUAUCUCUCUCUGUGCGGCGUCCCGACGCUGUUAGGCACCGUCUUUCUCUUCCUGUUUCCAGAGAGUCCGAAGUUCCUGAUGUCGCGCGGUCGUAACGAGGAAGCGAUGAAAGUCUUCAAAAUGAUUUACAAACUGAACACGGGAAGACCUGCCAACGAAUAUCCGAUAUUGGACUUGGCAGACGAAUCCUAUCACAAAGCGUCCAGCGACGCUAACCUGAAUCAGAAGUCUCAGAAGACAGCCAUUUUCUUUUAUCCGCACUUGCCUCGAAUCCUCUUGGUCACUCUUAUUCAAUUUGGAACGAUGUUGGCCACAAAUACUAUUCGCCUGUGGCAACCGGAGCUGUUCGCGAUAUUGGACAAUUUUGUAUCGCAAACUAAUGCAACAACAGACCAGAAAAUAACGUUUUGCGACAUCCUGGACUUCUCCACCAACGCAAAUGGCAAUUCCACGACAGACGGGACAAGUUGUGCCGUCAUAAACGAAUCGGUUUACAUGAGCACUGUUAUUAUAUAUACCUUUACAAUCAUUUGCAUCCUGGUGGCUACUCUCGUACUGAAGAUCAUUAAUCAGAAGAACUUGCUGUUCGUCUGUUACGGGGUGGCACUUUUCUGCAUAGUGUACUUGAAUUGGUCUUCUAACGCAAUGUCCACGUUGGUACUGAUGUGCACGUUCGUAGGACUGAUGACCACCAACCUUAACGUUGUCGUUAGCGCAGCUGUUAUCCUCUUCCCAACUUCGUUAAGGACCAUCGCAGUGAGCCUUGUGUGGACAGCUGGAAGACUAGGAUCUAUCGUCGGAAGUCUUCUUUUCCCAGUUCUGCUAGAGUAUGGCUGCCUGGCGCCACUGAUCGUUUUGGCAGGCUUCGUCAUACUUUCAAUCGUGUUAACCUGUUUCUUGGCCGCCGCUAAGAAGACCACGACCGGAGGAAGCUGCCUUCGCGCAAGCAUUCACGGAUUCGAUAUCGCUUCCAUCCGCCCAGAGUUCGCGCAGUAAUUCUUCGUUGAAAGUCAGUGAAGCGUUUCGCCGAGUUUUCGUUUGGUUUGCUAAGGGAAUAUCUCUGGUUGAAUUGGGCUAAACGAAGUGAAGAGCGCUCGAGGACGAGCAAAGGCCAAAGGAUCGCGAGGAUGCGAUAAAUUCAGAUGCGUUUGCGUCACGAUAUCCAAUUGCUUGCCAAGUUGUCGUCGAGGGAAGGAUACUUGGCGUAUCCUGUCUAAAAUAACCGAUAUUUCCAUGAAGUACAGAUGCGAUUUAAUACUCAAGCAUAAAGGACAGUAAACCUGACCUAAGACAUUCCAUUCAGAAUGAUAUCAAUUAAUCACACUUCAUUCCUGGUCACUUAUCUCACAAAGUAUAGAUUUAUCAUUCAUUGUAUACAGUUUUCUAUUGCCACAUUGUUUUGUACGCAUGCAGUAUUCAUCACUUUUCAUUCUACUUCUAUUAAAAGUAAUAAAAGUAAUACGAAUUCCAACCGCCUACGCUCCGGAAUCACACCAAAUCUGUUCAAAAUCCUCACGCUUCUUCUCACAGCUUUAUUAUUUUACGUGGAAGAACGAAGUCGUUGCGCAACGUCGUCGAUAGAAAUUUCGCAGCCUUCGACGUCCACCCUUCACGGUCGCCCAGGGAGGAUCGAUAUCGAUCCGAAACGAUGAUCGAGCGCCUCGAGGACGAAUCUUACGGUGUUCCUCGCGCAUCUGCGUGUGCAUACGGCAAGGAUGUGCACGAGGCCUUGGGUUUCACUUUCGACACAUCCUGGAGAGCCCUCCAGCCUUCACCCACAUGCUCGUUCUUCUCGAUCCCGUACACACGCCGCCUGGAGGCCCCCAACAGCUUUCGUGUGGACGGGGCUUUAUCUCGCGCCCGGGAUCUCGACACGUUCGCGGCGGCCACGUUGAUCGAGUAAUUACGCGUGUCCAUAAAAGUUCGUACGAGAAUUACAAUGGGAGAAAGUCAAGGCGUCGCGGACGCGCUCGAUCGCGACGCUCCUUCACGGUCUGUUCCUUGGUCAAACAGCACGAUCGAUCGACUGGACUGGUAUUUUUUCUAUUUUUUUCUAUUUCUAGAUAUCUCAGAAACUGUUUAGUGCUCGAGGUUGUAUAGAUCUGCCGGCUAUUGAAAUUGAAACGAAGCAGAGGUUGGCCAAUCUUUUAUUGGAAAAAUUGGCAAAAUUGUUUCUUCUAAUUGUUUCGAUGAACAUCACUUAGCUUUCUUUGAAGCAUUCUCUUGUUAGGUGCUUCUAUUUAAGAAUACGAUAAAGUUUCAACCUGUGGCUGCAUACAAAAGUACAAUCGCCGCUCAAACACUUCAAUUUUACAAUGGGCGAUGAAGAACAAGACCACGAAAUGGUUCCAAUGGGUUAAGAAAAUAUUCCCUCGCCAGCACGGAAAAAGGAAGCAACGGAAGCAAGAACCGUACCGUUCAAAAUUCCUGCGCGUUUCUUUGGUGUUCCCCACGAGAACAGAGUGGCGCCUAAGACAGCAUUCCGAAUAAAUUGCGGAAGGAAAGCAUGCGCGUUGUACGCGUGUACCGGUCCAGGGAAAAACGCGUUGGCAUUGCGUUUGCGUUCUUCCCUCGUUCGUCCUUUCCCUUAAAGGGGUAUAUUCAUUGCUGUGAGACUGACUGAGAAUUUACACUAAACAGUGGAUAAGACACUGAUAACUAACGAGCUGCUUCCUUGG
Messenger RNA from Hylaeus anthracinus, 3517 nucleotides. Its product is annotated as synaptic vesicle glycoprotein 2A-like. Gene Ontology annotation, molecular function: transmembrane transporter activity. The transcript is spliced from 12 exons. NCBI's taxonomy places the organism in Eukaryota, Metazoa, Arthropoda, Insecta, Hymenoptera, Colletidae. Gene Ontology annotation, cellular component: membrane. The coding region runs from base 174 to 1835 and encodes 553 amino acids. Gene Ontology annotation, biological process: transmembrane transport. The record is from RefSeq and is a predicted model, not a curated record.